AUGGCGGCCAACAUGUACCGAGUUGGAGAUUAUGUGUAUUUUGAAAACUCCUCCAGUAACCCGUAUCUGAUUCGUCGAAUAGAAGAACUCAACAAGGUGAGGUUUUUUUUGUCUACUACAGAUUAUGUGUAUUUUGAAAACUCCUCCAGUAACCCGUAUCUGAUUCGUCGAAUAGAAGAACUCAACAAGACUGCCAAUGGAAAUGUAGAAGCCAAGGUGGUCUGUCUCUUCAGGCGGAGAGAUAUAUCCACCAAUCUGAACACUCUAGCUGAUAGCAAUGCAAGAGACUUUGAAGAGGAGUCCAAGCAGCCUUCAAUGUCAGAACAGCAGAAACACCAGCUCAAGCACAGAGAACUGUUCCUGUCUCGACAAUUUGAGUCUCUCCCGGCCACACAUAUACGAGGAAAAUGCAACGUCACACUUUUGAAUGAGACUGAUGCUUUAACUAUCUACCUAGAGCGAGAGGACUGCUUCUUCUACUCGCUGGUGUUUGACCCAAUGCAAAAGACCCUGCUGGCUGACCAGGGCGAGAUCAGAGUGGGAUCCAAAUACCAGGCAGAGAUCCCUGACAAACUGGCUGAAGGUGAUUCAGACAAUCGAGUGCAGGAGAAGCUUGAGACAAAGGUUUGGGAUCCUAAUAACCAGCUGAAGGAUCCUCAGAUAGACCAGUUCCUGGUGGUGGCACGGGCUGUUGGUACGUUUGCACGUGCACUAGACUGCAGCAGUUCAAUCCGCCAACCCAGUCUGCACAUGAGCGCAGCGGCAGCAUCUAGAGACAUCACGCUGUUCCACGCCAUGGACACUCUGCAGAAGAAUGGCUAUGAUCUCGCCAAGGCCAUGUCGACGCUGGUGCCGCAGGGUGGCCCGGUGCUGUGCAGGGACGAGAUGGAAGAGUGGAGCGCCUCAGAAGCCAUGCUGUUCGAGGAGGCUCUGGAGAAAUAUGGCAAAGACUUCAAUGACAUUCGCCAAGACUUUUUGCCCUGGAAGUCAUUAGCUAGCGUGGUCCAGUUCUACUACAUGUGGAAGACUACUGAUCGUUACAUCCAGCAGAAAAGACUAAAGGCAGCAGAGGCUGACAGCAAGCUGAAGCAGGUGUACAUCCCCACCUACACCAAACCCAACCCCAACCAGAUCAAUGCACCUGGAAGUAAACCUGGCAUGAAUGGUGCCACUGGCUACCAGAAAGGCCUCAGUUGUGAAAGUUGCCACACUGCCCAGUCCCAGCAGUGGUACGCAUGGGGCCCUCCCAACAUGCAGUGCCGACUCUGUGCAUCCUGUUGGAUUUACUGGAAGAAGUAUGGUGGUCUUAAGACCCCUACUCAACUAGAAGGCGCCACAAGAGCUGGCUCAGAUGCAGCUCCACGUGGUCACAUGACCCGCCAGGAGGUUCAGGGCAUGUCCCCGUUUACCAGCAGCGCAGGGAGAGCUAAACUUCUGGCUAAAAAUCGGCAGACCUUCAUCCUGCAGACCACUAAACUCACUCGAAUCGCCCGUCGGGUGUGCCAGGACAUCCUGCAGUCCCGCCGAGCAGCUCGACGCCCCUACGCUUCCAUUAAUGCCAAUGCUGUCAAAGCAGAGUGUAUGAUAAGACUUCCUAAAGCAGCAAAGAGUGCUAUGAAGAACCGCCUUAUUCCUCGACCGUCCCUCAUCAAUAUAGUUAAAGAAUUGGCUGUUCAAGCUCCUUUGAAACUCAAAGCCCCUCGAGGUGCUCCAACCCCUAUCAACCGUAACCAGGUUAACCAGCCUCGGAGCGCAUCCGCCCUACUGGGCAAGAGGCCCUUCGACAAUGCUGGGGGUAAUUCUUUGUCCACCAAUGGAAGACCAUUCGCAUUGGGAAUGAGAGCAGCCAACCAGUCAGUCAUUAAGAGACAGAAGGUCAGUCAAGGAGAUGCUCCGAAUCCAGUGGUGUUUGUGGCUACGAAAGACACCAGAGCACUGAGGAAACACCUCACUCAGGCCGAGAUGAGGCGGGCGGCCAGAAAACCACACCUCCCAGUCAGAAUCAAACUUCCCGUGCCGCCCCGGCCGCUUCCCGUACCCAUCAUACCCUCCAGCACCAGUGAGCCAAUCGUGUUGGAGGACUGAGCGAUGUUCCAGUAGACCACAUCCAUUGCCAGAGCAUGUUAAACCCACCAUCGUCAGCUGUUCUUCUUUAUUCCUCGUCUUCUGUUGUCCCCCCCAGAUCCCAUACGCACACCACACUCACGUGCUCGGGAUGAUGACAUACCCCAUACUCUUACACCAGCAUACACCACACUUCAUAGCAUUUUACUCCCAGUGUUAUAGUUUAAGGGUUCGGUGCCCUGCUGUCCCGUUGCUUUUUUUAAAUUGCAAAUCCUUUUAACAGUGUAAUUUAAAGCAAAUCAUGUUCAUUCUAAGAUGGUGGAAAAGCACACUUUAUUUUUCUCCAGUUCUGUCGUUAUCUGUAUAAAUAUUAACAGGAUUUUUCAAGAGUUUGAUUCUUGUGUGUAUGGAAAGUGGGAUUUGAAUGUGUGCGGGAGUACAUGGUCUUUUUACCGUAAUUUUCUCAAUUUCUUAGGUUGUUUAUGUUAAAAAUAAAAAUCACCCUUUUUCAUGCUAUAUAGACAAAUAAAUGAUUGCGCUGCUCAUUUUAUUUCAGCCAGUACUUGUGGUUUCAGGCCUAGCUGAAUUCUGGAAAGAUGGUAUCAUGAAAUGCAUUGCAGCUAAAUGAUUGCUCGCUUUACAGCAGAUCUGCACUCGAAUUGGUGUUUAUUGAUAGCGACCUGGUUUCUCAAAAUCUUUUUUUGUUUUUUUUUGUGAUCAUGGAUCCAAAUCUCCUGCAGUGUAGCUACUCCAGUCAGUGAUAUUUGAAGGUCUCGUAGGUCUUAGUAUGAAAACACGUUUGAUGACUUAAGAUUUCUGGUUGUAGUAAAGUGUUGAAGGUGUUCAUGAAUGUGAGGUGAAUCUUGGUUUGAGGUGAUUGGAUGUCGCAAUCAGUUUGGCCUGUUUUGUACCUCAAUAAUUGAGCCUUUUCCAUACAUCACAUCAUGAACAAAGCCAUAAAAGUUUGUUUUCCACAUCUGCUCUUUUUCCAAACAUGUUGACGCACUCGCAUUUGUGUUAUAAAGGUCUUGUGGGCUACUGGGAAGCUAUUGUUAGCAAUUGUAGAUAAUGAGAGGGAAGAGAUGUUUGAGUUUUUCUAGUAAUGACUCGAUUAUAGGCUGAUAUUGAUGCAUAUUUUUGCCUUAUGAUUAAGCUUUUUCUUUUUGAGCUGAACGGUUUGGGCUUUUUUGACAGACUUCCUGGCUUGUUGAGAUUAGUCAACACAAAAUUUCAUUGUAAAUCGUUCCCCCGAUUAGGGGUUUUGUAAUGUUUCUUAAACAAGUGGAGCGUGCACUGCACACUAAAGACACAAAUAAAUGUUAACAUGUCCCCUUUUAAUUGUCACCCGUUUUUUAUGAAGGGGGUUCGUUACCUCACAAUGUUUUGGCAAAGCUUGG
Molecule: messenger RNA, 3461 nt
Organism: Sinocyclocheilus grahami
Lineage: Eukaryota; Metazoa; Chordata; Actinopteri; Cypriniformes; Cyprinidae
Product: metastasis-associated protein MTA2-like
Exons: 19
Coding region: 1-2085 (694 amino acids)
Biological process (GO): negative regulation of transcription by RNA polymerase II
Cellular component (GO): nucleoplasm; NuRD complex
Molecular function (GO): transcription coactivator activity; transcription corepressor activity; sequence-specific DNA binding
Source: RefSeq, a predicted model, not a curated record